AUGAAAAAUUCAAGUUAUAAUAAAAAUACAAAAACUAAUGAAAGACAAAAAGCUUUAGAUUUUCCAAAUGAUCUAAAUGAACUUGAGAAAAGUAGUGAUUCAGAUAAAGAUAUAUUGGUUGUUAAUAGAACGAUAAAAUCUAAAAUAUUUUUAUCACUAGAUAAAGAUAUUAAAAAUAAUAGCAAAAAUAACACAAGUAAAAAUAAAUAUAGAAAUAAUUUCCCCAAAUUAAUACAAGGAAGUACACAAAAGGCAAAGAAAAUUGAUGUAGCAGAAUUCACAAAAAAUAAUAAGGCAUUGCCAUCAUCAAAUGAGUUAACAUCUUCUCUUGAUUUGACAAAAAAAAAUGAAAAGUCUUUUAUAUCUAAAAAUAAUACUAUUAUUAACGAAUCUGAAAUAUUGGAUACUAUAAAAAAAGAGGAUGGUAAUUGCUUAAAAGAAAAAUGCAGUCUUUAUGAGACAAAGUCUAUUGGGAUAAAAAACAAAAUGUAUAGACAUAAAAAUAGUGUAGAGUUAAAUCAUAGUGAAAAUAAUACCCACCACAAACUUGAUAACUCAAUAAGUCAACCUAAAAUAAAUGAAUACAACAAUGGAUUUGAUGAAAAAUUUACAGAAAAUUAUUCUUACAUUAAUUUAACACAAAAUAAUAGCAAUUGCUAUUAUUCUCUAAAAAAUUAUAGCACCCUUCAUCAAACAAAUGAUAAUACUAAUAGUGAAACCAUAAAAUAUGGGGCAUUUGAACUCGAUGAAAUAAAUAAAGAAUUAGAAAAAAUUAUUGAAGAAGAAAAUGAUAUACAUGAAAAAUUAAUAUAUCUCACUAAUAAAGAACUUGAUAUCACUUUAAAAGCUAAACAAAAAAAUAAUGAGAAAAACACGUAG
This is a messenger RNA of Plasmodium vinckei vinckei, 879 nucleotides long. Its product is annotated as conserved Plasmodium protein, unknown function. The transcript has a single exon. Bases 1 to 879 code for a protein of 292 amino acids. The record is from RefSeq and is a predicted model, not a curated record. Lineage: Eukaryota; Apicomplexa; Aconoidasida; Haemosporida; Plasmodiidae.